AUGGACCAUUUGCUUGCUUUUCUGUCCCUCCUGUCUUUUGUGCAUUUUUUGGCUCAAUGCACUGUCCCAGCCUCAGAGUUUCAGCUGGAUGGAGAUUAUUUGAUAGGUGGACUUUUUGAUAUUCAUCAUGUCAGUACCUCAUUCUAUCAUAAUAGACCAGAAGCCAUUGACUGCUCCAGCCAACCCUUCCUUCUCCCAAAUUAUCGAAGGUUUCUGUUAAUGAGAUUCUCUGUAGAAGAAAUCAAUAACUCUACCAACCUCCUGCCAAAUGUGUCUCUUGGCUAUGAGAUAUUUGACCACUGCUCAGAUACACAAAAUUUUCCAGAUAUUUUAAAGCAAAUCUCAGCCAAUGGCUUGAUCCAACCCUGGGGUGAACCAUACAAGAAUCUGUCCAAAGUGAUAGCAGUGAUCGGUCCUUUUACAAGCACUCAGGCCCUGACUGUGGGCCCACUGUUCAUGGUGGAUUUCAUUCCUAUGGUUAGUUAUGGAUCUUCUAGUACUAUCUUUUCAAAAAAAGAGAAAUACCCCUCUUUCUUACGAACAGUGCAUCCCAAUAAAGACACCAUCAAAGUGAUUGUUAACAUUCUGCAGCAUUUCAACUGGCGCUGGGUUGCUUUCCUUAACAGUGAUAAUGAUUUUGGCAUUGAUGGACGGGAAUUGUUCAUGAAAAUGAUUGAGGACACUGAGAUCUGCCUGGCAUACACCAAAAAUGUCAACAUAAAUACAGAUUACUCUGAAAUAUUCCAACAGAUAGAGGCACAAAAGAUAGGUGUCAUUAUUGUUUUUGCUCCAAAAACAACUGCUGAAGCUGUCAUUAAGUCAGCAAUACGACUGAAUAUCACAAACAAGGUUUGGAUGGCAGAUGAUGGAUGGUCCUUAAACAAGAAGCUCCCCAAAGAGAAAGGAAUCAAAAAUAUUGGAACUAUACUUGGGGUGUCGCAGCCAGUAGUGACAAUACCUGGAUUCAGUGAUUUUGUCUUUUCUGCAAAAAGCGAGAAUCAUUGUGAAAAUUCACAAAAACAGAAGUUUUGCAAUCAGGUUUGCAACUGCAGCGGCCUGAGUCCAGAUGAUGUCAUUGCUGCAGACCCAUCUUUCUCUUUCCCUGUGUAUUCUGCUAUAUAUGCCAUCGCUCAUGCCUUACAUAAUACCUUGCAAUGUGAAGCUGGCAGAUGUAAUGGCAAUAUUACAGUGUACCCCCAUAAGGUUCUAGCAGAGCUGAAGAAGUCAAACUUCACACUUCUAAACCAGAGUAUUAAGUUUGAUGAGAAUGGUGACCCCAAGUUUGGAUCCUAUUCUAUAGUUUUCUGGAACGACAGUGGCGAUGCAGACGAGAUUGGCUUUUAUCAGUUUUACCCAUUGGUCAAUUUUUUCAUCAACAUAACUAAAAUCCAGUGGUACACAAAAGGAAAAGUGCCUACUUCACUGUGUUCCCCAGAAUGUCCUGUAGGAUAUGUAAAAGAGCAAGAUGGAAUCCACAAAUGCUGCUUCAUUUGUGAAAUCUGUCCAAAUGGUACUUAUAUUAACAGCACGGAGGAUCCCUACAAAUGCAUCCCCUGUAAGGAGACAGAAUGGUCUGCAGAAGGAAGUACAUCAUGCAGUCUGCGAGUGGUGGAGUACAUCCCAUUCACAGACAGUGGGGCUAUCCUGAUCAUGGUUGGGACCUGGGCCUUGGUGGGUCUCGCACUAGCCAUGUCUGUUCUCUUUGCCAUCAACUACAACACACCUGUUGUCAGAUCUGCUGGGGGACCAAUGUGCUUCCUAAUUUUAGGCUGCCUCAGUCUGUCUAGUCUUAGUGUGUUCUUUUACUUUGGCACUCCAACAAUUUCCUUUUGUAUUUUGAGGAGCUUACCAUUCAUUUUGUUCUACACUGUUUGUCUGGCAUGUUUUGUUGUUCGUUCUUUUCAAAUUGUUUGCAUUUUUAAAAUAGCUGCCAAGUUCCCCAAGCUCCACAGUUGGUGGAUGAAAUAUCAUGGACAAUGGCUGCUCAUCACUGUGGCAUUUGUUGCUCAAGCACUCUUACUUGUUAUUAGCUAUUCUUAUGCCCCGCCCAAGCCCUACAAUGAAACAGUUUGGUACCCAGACAAAAUCGUACUUGGCUGUGACAUUCAUCUUAAAGAAUCCUCUGGUUCUGUGGUUUUACUUACUGCUUUGUCCUCCCUUUGCUUUAUUUUCUCCUACAUGGGAAAAGACCUCCCAAAAAAUUACAAUGAGGCCAAAGCAAUAACCUUCUGCCUGCUGCUGCUGAUCUUCACCUGGAUCAUCUUUGCCACUGAGUACAUGUUUUACCGUGGCAAGUACAUCCUGAUGCUUAAUGCUCUAGCAGUACUCUCCAGUCUCUACUCGUUUCUGUUGUGGUAUUUCCUCCCAAAAUGUUACAUCAUCAUUUUUCAACCCCACAAAAACACACAGCAGUACUUCCAAGGUCUCAUUCAGAAUUAUACUAAAACAAUUAGCCAAUAG
Molecule: messenger RNA, 2460 nt
Organism: Larimichthys crocea (large yellow croaker)
Lineage: Eukaryota; Metazoa; Chordata; Actinopteri; Sciaenidae
Product: taste receptor type 1 member 1-like
Exons: 6
Coding region: 1-2460 (819 amino acids)
Biological process (GO): G protein-coupled receptor signaling pathway
Cellular component (GO): plasma membrane
Molecular function (GO): G protein-coupled receptor activity
Source: RefSeq, a predicted model, not a curated record